AUGUCAGAUUAUUUACGUCAUAAAGGUAAAUUUGCAAAAAAAAAAGUGUUAGAUAAUAAUAUAAAGAAAGUGAUUAAUAUCAAACGAGGAAAAGAAGAACGUGAUAAAAUAGUAAAUCCUCACAGCAAAGUUGAUGAAAUUUGUCCUGGUAGACGUAUUGUUGAGUUGUCGACACUUGCAAAAAAUUUAAAAUGCAAAAAUUGUCAAGGAUUACUAUCAUUAGAAAAUGUUAUCAACGAAAAACGUGUUGGACUUAACUCCAUCCUAGCAAUUCUUUCUGUUUUGGGUACUGUCCAUGCUGGUAUGGGAUGCACAGCAUUAAAUAAAUUAUUGGCUUGUUUAAAUAUUCCAACAAUUUCAUCAACAUUAUUUAAAAGAUAUGAGAGAGAAAUUGGCCCGGCCCUGGAAGAAAGAGCUAGAGAAAGUUGUAAACAGGCAGCUGAAGAAGAACGUCAAUUAGUUAUAGAUAAUAUUAUAAAUUUAAGUAAAGAACUCCCUCCAGAAAUAGUGCAAGAAAUUUAUCUUUUUAUGACUGAUCUUCAAGCUUCAAAUGCUGAAAAUAUAUCAUCAUUAGACUGUAAUAAUAAUACCACGGUUUAUAAUCCGGCGAAAUUCGAUUUAGCUGUAGGACAAAUAGUUAAUAUUAUCCUCUCAUAUGAUAUGGGAUGGAGCAAGCGUGGAAACGGUAGAAGCUACGAUAGCCUUAAUGUGAGUCAAAAUAAGGGUAAUGCUGCUCAACUAGCUGAUGCUUUACGUCAAAUUCCGGAUCAUGCAUUUGGUAAUCACGAAAACUGUGAUGCAGGGUUGUACAAUAAGUUGAAACAGAUAUUUAUAAAAUAUGCAAACAAUGCAGCUAAAUUUUCGAUUGCUGCUUCAAGCCAAGCAAACGAAAGUGUCAAUAAUAUAAUGGCUCACAAAGCACCGGAAAACCGGUGUUACAGUCUCAGUGAGUCUGCUGAUUUUCGGUUGGCUAGUACAGUUUGUACAAAAAAUGAUGGUGAUGGUCAUCUAUUGGAUGUAAUGUUAAAGCUGAAUGUUUCCCCAGGGCAGAAGAGAGAAUUUGCGGAAAAAAAAGAAAAUACUGAAGGGAUAAAUUAUCAGUCUAAUUGCGGUUUUGAUAUUGACUCAGAAAAAACUAAUUUUGCUUUGGAACCUCAAUUUUUGGAAACGUUGCAAUCUACUCAGCAAAAUCUCGUUAAUCAAGAAGACUUCACUAUCGUUUAUUUUGAUUUAGAAACUUCAGGUUUCGAGAAAAAUGCUGACAUAUUACAGAUUGCAGCCAAAUUCAAAGAUUAUUCUUUCAGUCUUUACGCGAUACCGACAAAAAAAAUUAAUCCAUCUGCAUCUAAAGUAACAGGUCUUCAUCAAAAAUGUGGGACGCUUUAUUUACGCGAUAAAGAAAUUGAAGCGAUAACGUUAAAAGAUGCUCUGCUUUCCUUUCAAGAGUUCUUAAAUAUUUCUUGUAAGCCAUGUUUAUUAGUUGCUCAUAAUGCUGCAUUUGACACCCCUGGCGGAUUCGGGUUCACA
Cotesia congregata is the source of this 1527-nucleotide messenger RNA. The record is from the annotation of a GenBank genome assembly. Lineage: Eukaryota; Metazoa; Arthropoda; Insecta; Hymenoptera; Braconidae.